UUUUACUUUGACAGAAUACUAUUCACAUAAAUCAUUCUUUUGUAUGGGUUAAUGAUCUGAGAAAUACUCCAAUUUUUAUGAGUGACACAAUCAAGGAAUCCUUGACUAAAAUUUUUAAGCUACCGCGCAGUUUCAUUUGUUUGUUUUCAACUGCUCACAAGUAACAGAUAUAACUCACGUACAAGUAUAUGAUAAUAAUUACGAAGAUUUAACUUUUUAAUUGAAAGUUUACAAGAAAAAAAUAUUGGCAUUUCAAUGUGUUCUAAUAUAAUGGAUAAUCAAUUGCUCGAUAAUUCAAAAUGCUGUUCUGAACAAAAUUUGAUGAUGACUUUCAAAAGCCGAGCACCUUUAGAAUUGCAUACAAGACAUAUGGUCAUCGUCUCAGCUAUAGAUGAAGAGACACUUACUUGUUGUGUGCAAUUGUUGUCACUACAAACAAAUUUGGAACAAUUAAUGAUUCAGAUUAAUAAUUGUAAAAAAUAUCAUUUUGAUGAAAUUCCAAUAAAUGGAUCGACCUGUAUAGGUCAAUUCAAAAAUGGAUUAUAUUAUCGGGCCACAGUUAUGGGUGUAGGGGAUAUAAAUUCUCUGAAGUUAUAUUCAAUUGAUUAUGGUACAACGGAAAUGGUUUCCUUCGCAAAAGUUUUCCAAAUCGACGCUGAAUUCAUUCUUGAUAAGGUUUAUGCAUAUAGAUUUGCUUUGCAUGGUUUAUUUUUAGAUCCUACGCUCAAAAAGAUAAUGCAUGAGCAUUUUUGGAAUAUUGUAAAUCAACAAGUAUUAGAACUAGAAGUAUUACCUUCAAAGGGUUCAGCAAUACAAUAUUGUAACCUUUUUCUUGAUGGAAAAAACGUGAUAGACAUAAUUAAUGAAACAAUUUCUGCAGCCUGCAAUAUUCAACUACCAAAAAAUAAUAUUACGUUUGCUGAACUUAAAGUUUGUAAGGGAUCCAAACAUAAUGUUUUGGUAUCAUAUAUAGAAACAGUGUCACAUUUUUAUAUUCAUUUAUAUGAACAUAAGGAUCAAUUAGAUAAUGUAAUGGAAAAACUUAACAUUUAUUGUGAGAAUGCUGAAGGAUUAUCUAUAGAACAUUUGCAAGUUAACAUGCCAUGCGCAGCUCUCUAUCUGGAGGAUCAAAUUUGGUAUAGAGCUGUUAUAUUAUCAUUGCAUGAUAAUAAAAUAAAAGUUCAAUAUGUAGAUUAUGGCAAUUGUGAAACUGUAGAUAUAUCUUGUUUGAAAUUAUUGAGUGAGGAAUUGAUAUCUUGUUUGGAAGCCCAAGCACUUCUAUGCUGUUUAACGGGCUUAGACAGCAUUAAUCAAAAUGAAUCUACUACAACACAAUUGGAAAUGUUGUGUUUAGAGAAGAUUCUAAAUAUGACGGUGGCAUAUUAUGAUGUUAACACGGGUUGUGCCGUAGUUGAUUUAGUGGACUCAAACAUAACACCCCCCUUGAACGUAUCAAAAAGAAUUAUUGAGUUAUCAUCGCCGAGACAGAAUCGUUUUAUUGCUUCCGAAAACAAAGGUUUGAGUCAUAAUGAUAGAAAGACCCCACAAUUAAACAAUUUGCAAAAUACCACACCUGAAGCAAUAGUCCCCAAUGGUUUUGCCACUGAACAUUCAUUGAAAGUUACAAAUGAAAAUGCACUAUCAUCUCAGUUACAAAAAUGUUUUAUGAGUCAGCAUCAAAGUAAAAGAUUUAAGGAUAAUUUACCAUCAGUUAUGCAACAAGUUGCUGUAUCUUGGUUUGUCAAUCCCCACAAUUUUCAUUGCCAAUUGAAAUGUAAUGAUGCAAAAUUGGUGGAUUUGAUGAAGAAUAUUCAAACAAAGUACAGUAAAAUUAAAAGCAAUGCGUUCAAUGCUGAAGUAGAAGAUGCUGUGAUUGUGAAAUAUAAACAAGAUAAUAUUAUGUAUAGAGGAAGGAUAGUGAACAUUAAAGAGCAAAGAUAUCUGAUUCAAUUUGUUGAUUAUGGCUUCAAAGACAUUGUUGGACCUACUGAUAUUUUUCCAAUAGAGGAUGAAUUUUUAUUAGAGCCAACAUUUGCUAUAAAAUGUAAAAUCAAUAGCAUUAUUCCAAUCAGAAUGGAUAAAUCAAAUCUGCCACAGAUAUAUGGCUUCUUCAAGCAAAAUGUUUAUGAUUGUAUGUUUAAUGAGACUGAUGCAAGUGGCUACACUAAUGUGGAAUUAAGUCAUAAUGGUGCUGAUGUUGGAUUACAACUAGUUGAAAAUGGGUUUGCUAUUUUUGCUUCGGAAGAUAUAAGGAAUGAUAUUGAAUUUGACUUGCUUCGUGGACAGUUUAUAAAAGGAAAAAUCUUAGGAGUAAAAAGUUUUCAGAUAUUUUUUGUGAACUUGUUUCAAACAGAUUCGCAAUUUGAAUGUGGAUUGUAUAAAUGGAACUGUGAUGAAAAUGAUCCCGAAUACAACAAGAUGAGAAAAUCUUUUUGUGAAAUGACAGAAAAUAAUACUUUUAUAAUAUAUAUUAAUGAAAUCCAAGGAACCAAAUUAUUUGUGACAUUAUACGACUCUUCUGGGUGUAAAGUUGUUCCUUUUUCAUCAGAUGAGUCAAUAUCUUCUGUAUUUCCUCUAUGCGCAAAGCCAGUAUAUAGGCAAAAUAUGAAUGUGAUCAUUAGUCAUCGAAAUGGAGAUCAAGCAUUUAUUCAGGAAGAUUCAGACAUGACGCUUCUAUCGGAAUUAUUAGAUAACCUCUUUCAGUUCUAUGAAAAUAAUGGUGAUAUGCCCCAGACAGAGUUAACUGAAGGAAAUGUUUGUGCAGCGAAAUCUUUAUUGGACAGUAAUUGGUAUAGGGCUAUAAUCAUUCAAUCGAGGGAGAAUGAUUAUCUUGUCAGAUAUGUUGAUUAUGGUAAUGAAGAACUUUUACCUUUUAAUAACAUUAAAGAACUUUCUACAGCAUACUAUGAAUUAUAUAUGUUAUGUUUGGAAGUAAUUGCUUCCAAUGACUUUUGUCAUGAUGCUAGUGAUGAUUUGAUUAAAGUGAAUCUAAGUCGGAAAGGCAAAAUGUGGUAUCUAACUUCUGGCCACAAAUUAUGUAAUAAUGAACAAAGUCAUCCUGCACCUGAAAUAUCUUCAAAAUCCAACAAUGUUGGCCAUAAGGAUUCCAUUCAAACAGAAUUAACUCAGACAUGUGAUUUAGUUAUUGUUGCUCAUAUUGAUUCACCUAGCCAAUUUUGGGUGCAAGAUGCCAGUAAUAAGGAAGCUUUGUUACAUCUGCAAGAAGUUUUGCAAAAUAUAGCUGAAAAAUUGCCAUCAUUGACAAAUUUGCAAGUCGGUAGAAUAUGUGUUGCAAAAUACUCAAUCGAUGAUCUAUGGUAUAGAGCAGUAAUUCUUGAUGCCGAUAGUGAUAUUACUACUAUAAGAUUUAUUGAUUUUGGAAAUACGGAUGUGAUUGAAAAUUCUGAUAAUUUACUUAAAGAUCUUGAUGGUGAAUUAAAACAAAUUGAACCUCUUGCUACAAAGUGUUCAUUAUUAGCUGCUUCAGUAGAGGGAGAUGAUUGGAGUGAAAAUGCGUGCAAAGAAUUUGAAGAAUUUGUUCAACUUUCUGAAACUUUCAAACAAAAUGUUUUGUUUAAAAUAGGAAAAUGUUGUUAUGUAGAGUUAGAACAUGAUGGCAUUAAUAUAACUGAGCAAUUGAUAAGGAAUGGCCAUGGUAUUACGUGUGAUGUGAGUGAUAUACAUGACACUAGUGUUUUAUGCUCAGAUAGUGAUGUAUUGACUCAAAAAAAAACUGGUUACAUUAGCCAUUUUGUAGAUCUCAACGAAUUUUAUGUGCAGCUUGAAUGUGAUAGAGCUGGUUUAGAGUUUUUGGAAGAUGCUCUUUCAAAUGCUGCUUCAUUUCCUGUUUGCAAAAAUCCUGUAAAAGAUGUUGUUUGUGUUGCUCAGUUUGCCGAUGAUAUGCUUUGGUACAGAGCAUCAAUCUUGAAUGUUUUGCCUGAUUGUUAUGAAGUAUUUUUCAUAGAUUUUGGCAACACCGGUACUACUAAAGAAAUUCGUGAUAUGCCUGCAUCUCUGGAUAAUAUUGGUCAACUAGCUAAGCAGUGCUACAUUUUCAUUCCAGAUGAUCUAUCAAGUUUGAGUUUUGAGAUUGGUCAAAAGCUGCAAGAAAUAUCAGGGGACGGUCUAACUAUAUUUGAUAUUGAGUUCAUGAGUUUGUGCAGUCCUUAUAAAACACAAUUAAUUUUAAAUGGAGAAAAUAUAAUAGAAAAAAUAUUAUCUGAACACUUCUGAUGCCAAAUAUUAGUAUUUUAAAUAUGUUGUUUAAUAUUUACUUAUGUUAAUUGUCACAUUUGACAUGAUUAUUGUUUAUUUUAUAGUUUAUGUGAUAAUUUUGUACUA
Molecule: messenger RNA, 4341 nt
Organism: Ctenocephalides felis (cat flea)
Lineage: Eukaryota; Metazoa; Arthropoda; Insecta; Siphonaptera; Pulicidae
Product: maternal protein tudor-like
Exons: 8
Coding region: 256-4233 (1325 amino acids)
Source: RefSeq, a predicted model, not a curated record